Messenger RNA from Anneissia japonica, 1302 nucleotides. RefSeq names its product gastrula zinc finger protein XlCGF57.1-like. Gene Ontology annotation, molecular function: DNA-binding transcription factor activity, RNA polymerase II-specific; RNA polymerase II transcription regulatory region sequence-specific DNA binding. The record is from RefSeq and is a predicted model, not a curated record. Gene Ontology annotation, cellular component: nucleus. Gene Ontology annotation, biological process: regulation of transcription by RNA polymerase II. The coding region runs from base 1 to 1302 and encodes 433 amino acids. The transcript has a single exon. Lineage: Eukaryota; Metazoa; Echinodermata; Crinoidea; Comatulida; Comatulidae.
AUGCCAUAUGAAUGUGAACAUUGCGAAGAGAAAUUCAAGCAUUAUGAUGAGUUGUUAAGACAUUUAAUAAUACAUGCAAGGGAGAGACGAUAUGAAGUUAAAAUAUUGGCUCUGAAAACACAUGAUAUUGAAAGACAUUUGAAGAAACAUGCUGGCAAUACUCCUUAUGAUUGUGAACAUUGUGGAGAGAAUUUAAAUCAAAUUUCUUAUUUUAAAACUGAUAGGAAGGUACACACAACAAUAACAUCUUACACAUGUCAACAGUUUUCCAAUGGAAGUUUGGAAACACAGCCAAGGACUUAUAAAGAUGAGACACAUAAGUUUAAUCAAAGUGGUUGUUUGAAAACACAUUUGAGAGGACAUGCAAAAGAGACACUUUGUGUGUGUAAAAAUUAUGGAAAGAGAUUUCAUCGCAGUAAAAAAGUGAAAACAGAUUUGAGGGUACACACAAAAUACCUCAAUGAUACAAAAGAGACACCUUGUGUGUGUGAACAUUGUGGGAAGAGGUUUAAUCAAAGUGGGAGUUUAAAACUACAUUUGAGGAUACAUACUGGAGAGACACGUUAUGAUUGUGAACAGUGUGGGAAGAAGUUUAAUAACAGUUGUAAUUUAAAAACACAUUUGAAGAUACACACUGCAGAGACACCUUAUGUAUGUCAACAUUGUGGGAAGAAGUUUAAUCAAAAUGGGAGCUUGAAAAAACAUUUGACGAUACACACUGCAGAGACACCUUAUAUGUGUGAACAUUGUGGGAAGAGGUUUCAUCAAAAGGGUAAUUUAAAUGUACAUUUGAGGGUACAUACUGGAGAAACACCUUAUGUGUGUGAACAUUGUGGAAAGAUGUUUAAUCAAAAGGAACAUUUUAAAAUUCAUUUGAGGCUACACACUGAAAAGACACCUUAUGUAUGUGAUCAUUGUGGGAAGAAGUUUAAUCAAAAGGAACAUUUAAAAGUACAUUUGAGGGUACACACUGGAGAAACACCUUAUGUAUGUAAACAUUGUGGAAAGAGAUUUAAUCAAAGUGGGAAUUUAAAACAACAUUUGAGGAUACAUACUGGAGAGACACCUUACGAUUGUGAACAUUGUGGAAAGAGGUUUAAUCAAAGUGGGAGUUUAAAACAACAUUUGAGGAUACACACUAGAGAGACACCUUAUGUGUGUGAACAUUGUGGAAAGAGGUUUAAUCAAAGUGGGAGUUUAAAACAACAUUUAAAGAUACAUAGUGGAGAGACACCUUACUGUAUGUGUGUGAACACUGUGGGAAGAAGUUUAAUGACCGUAGUAAUUUCAAAAAACACUUGA